AAGAGGAGAAGGGGGGAUAAUCAAUCGAGGGCCUUAAUAACCCUAACAAAUCUAUUCAUUUCACUCCUGACCUCCACAUUUCCACCACCAUGGCUUUCAGGCGCCUCCUCUCUCGCUCUCGGAGCUUCCAUGCGCUCCAAUCUCACCGUUUAUCUUCUUCCGCUGCCGCCGUCACCGCCCACUCUUCUGCCCCGUCUCCUUCCCCUCCACCACCCAACGCCAUGAUCUACGAUCGCCUCGCCGAAUCCGUCAAAUCGAAGCUCAAGCGCCUGGAAAACCCCGAUCCUCGAUUCCUCCAACACAACUCCCCUCACCCCACCAUCGCUGACCACAGCUCCAUCCUCACUGCCCCCGCCACCAAAAUCACCACUCUCCCAAACGGCCUCCGUGUCGCCACCGAGUCAAAUCUCGCCGCACGUACCGCCACUGUCGGUGUUUGGAUCGAUGCUGGGUCCCGUUUCGAAAGCCCCGAGACAAACGGCACCGCCCAUUUCCUGGAACAUAUGAUCUUUAAGGGUACUGAGAAAAGAUCUGCCAGGGAAUUAGAAGAGGAGAUUGAGAAUAUGGGCGGACAUUUGAAUGCUUAUACAUCGAGAGAACAGACUACUUACUUUGCUAAGGUUAUGAAUACCGAUGUUCAUAAAGCUGUUGACAUUUUGGCGGAUAUCUUGCAAAAUUCCAAGUUUGAGGAGGAACGGAUUACCCGUGAGCGUGAUGUUAUUUUGCGUGAAAUGGAGGAGGUUGAAGGCCAGACUGAGGAAGUGAUCUUUGAUCAUUUGCAUGCAACAGCUUUUCAGUACACUCCUUUGGGGAGAACCAUUCUUGGACCUGCUGAGAAUGUCAGGACUAUCACUAAAACUCAUCUCCAGGACUAUAUAGCAACUCACUAUACAGCUCCAAGGAUGGUCAUUGCUGCCUCUGGAGCUGUUAAACACGAGGAUGUUGUAGCGCUUGUAGAAAAACAUUUUACAAAGUUGUCGACAGAUCCAACCACCGCUUCUCAAUUAGUUGCCCAAGAACCAGCCUCAUUCACUGGUUCAGAGGUUAGAAUGAUUGAUGAUGAUAUUGAGUUGGCCCAAUUUGCUGUUGCCUUCAAUGGAGCAGCAUACACAGACCCGGAUGCUAUCGCCUUGAUGGUUAUGCAGACAAUGCUGGGUUCCUGGACCAAAAAUUCUGGUGGCGGAAAGCAUAUGGGAUCUGAUCUUGUCCAAAGGGUUGCCGUUAAUGAACUCGCUGAAAGCAUGAUGGCAUUCAAUACUAACUACAAAGAUACUGGUUUAUUUGGUGUUUAUGCUAUUGCGAAGCCUGAUUGUUUGGAUGAUUUGUCAUAUGCAAUUAUGCAUGAUAUUGGCAAGUUAUGUUAUCGUGUUUCGGAUGCUGAUGUAGUUCGUGCUUGUAACCAGUUGAAGUCAUCUCUGCUGUUGCACAUUGACGGAACAAGCCCAGUUGCUGAAGAUAUCGGCCGCCAGUUGCUCACUUAUGGGCGGAGGAUCCCAUACGCAGAAUUGUUUGCCAGGAUUGAUGCUGUAGAUGCUAGCACCGUGAAACGCGUUGCUAACCGCUUUAUUUUUGACAAGGAUAUUGCUAUUGCUGCAAUGGGGCCUGUCAGGAAGUUGCCCGAUUACAACUGGUUCAGGCGCAGAACCUACUGGAACCGUUAUUAGAUUGUGUUUUACUUAGCCCUCAAUUUGUGUGGGUUUCAUAUAAAAGUUUGCUGCCUUUUGUUGCAACGAAAGCCUCCAAAGGCAAAUGGUAUCGCCAUUGUCAUUCACCUUUCUCGGUCCAUAGCGAUUUUGUAACAUUGUUAUAUGAGGCGAUUAAUGCAUGUUCCGUUUUAAGUCUUUACCUUAUUUUUUGAUCUGUCCACAGUGGCAUGAAACUACUAGUGAGAUGCAAUAAUUGUAGCUGAGAAUUUCUUGUAAGCCAAUCUUAAGCUGUAUGAUAUAUUUAUUGAUAUGGCCUUAUAAAACAAAACAGAUGCACAACAUAUACUACAUAGUGUAUUUACACUUGA
Messenger RNA from Spinacia oleracea (spinach), 2014 nucleotides. RefSeq names its product probable mitochondrial-processing peptidase subunit beta, mitochondrial. Gene Ontology annotation, cellular component: mitochondrion. Lineage: Eukaryota; Viridiplantae; Streptophyta; Magnoliopsida; Caryophyllales; Amaranthaceae. The transcript is spliced from 9 exons. Bases 90 to 1664 code for a protein of 524 amino acids. Gene Ontology annotation, biological process: proteolysis. The record is from RefSeq and is a predicted model, not a curated record. Gene Ontology annotation, molecular function: metalloendopeptidase activity; metal ion binding.